UUAAAAUCUUGGCAGUUGUUUAAAGAGGAUUGAUUCUCUAUAAGUUUUAGCCCAUAAAUACUAAUACAUAUUUCAACAUGGUAAAAAGGAAGAACCAAGUUUUGAUUGAUUCAGACAGUAGUGACAGUGAAGGGAGCGGAAGCGAUUUAGAAACGGAACUUCUGUCUUUAGCAAAGAAGAAAAAAGUGAAGAAUAGUGAUGAUGAUGCUGAAUCUCCAGUAGAAACUACAACCCCAAAAGCGACAGCAGCUUAUUCUGAUUCUGACACUUCUUCGGGCUCAGAUGAUGAUUGGGAUGCUAAGGGAAGCAAGAAUUCAAGCAAAAAGAAAAAGAAAACAAAGACUGCCCCUAAAAGGACAGUUUCAAAGUCAUCGUCUGAUGAAGAAUCAGGUGAUGAAGAACCCGAAAAGAUGAACAAGAGUUCCGAGCCGGAAGAAGGUGAAGUUUCUGACUCUGAAGGAAGUGACUCCGAUUCGUCAGAUAUGAGUCAAGAGGAGUUCAACGAUGGAUAUGAUGAAAAUUUAAUGGGUGAUGAAGAAGAUCAACAAAGGUUAGCCCAGAUGACAGAGAAAGAACGAGAACAAGAAAUAUUCAAACGUAUAGAACAGCGUGAAGUUAUGAAAACAAGGUUUGAAAUUGAGAAAAAGCUACGGUUAGCUAAGAAACAAGAGAUGAAGAAGAAGAAGGGUGGUCAUACAGUAAAGAAAAGGGAGGAAAUCAUGGACCAUAAAGAAAGAAGCAAGGAGAGAAAAAAGACUGUUGAAGAAAAUAGAGGAAAAGUUGAUAAAAAAUUUGUUGCCAUGAAUUUGUUGAAGGCUCGGCGAGAAGAAAGAAGAGAGCGAGAGGAGAAAGAGAAGCAGCAGAAGAUCGAGUUGGAGAAGAAAAAAGAGGACGAAGAGAAAGUAGAGGUAGAGGGUGAAGAGGAAGAUGGGGAAGAUGCGUCCGGGAGCAAGACCAAACUAAAGGCAUCGGAUAUCUACAGCGAUGAUAGUGGCAGUGGUUCGGACAGUGAAGCAAGAGAGCGUCCCAAUAAGGCGAGAGCGAGGAGUAGUUCAAGCUCUGCACACAGCUCCUCGGAUUCUGAGUCGGGCUCUGACAAUAGGUCUAUUGCAAGUUCCAAAGUGAAGGUGAAAAAAGUGCAAUUUAUAUCAUCAAAAGAGGAGCUAAACAGAAUUAGGCUGUCAAGGCAUAAGAUGGAAAGGUUUGUCCAUCUACCAAUUUUCAACAGAGUAGUUGAAGGUUGUUUUGUUAGGAUUGGGAUUGGAAAUCAUAAUGGAAAACCUGUGUAUAGGGUAGCAGAAAUCAGUGGUGUGUGUGAGACAGCCAAGAUCUACCAGCUGGGCACAACACGCACCAAUAAGGGGCUGAAGCUACGGCACGGUGCACAGGAGCGGGUAUUUCGGCUAGAGUUUGUCAGCAACCAGGAAUUCACAGACACUGAAUACCUCAAAUGGCGUGAGACUUGUGCCUUGCAGGGUAUUUCCAUACCGACAGUCCAGGAUCUUGAUAACAAGCUGCGGGAUAUCAAGGAGGCCAUGAUCUACGAGUUCAAGGAGGAAGACAUUGAAAAGAUUGUCAAAGAAAAAGAACGGUUCAAACAGAACCCUUAUAAUUAUGCCAUGAAGAAAACUCAAUUGAUGAAAGACAGGGACAUGGCUCAAGCUAAAGGAGAUGAGGUGGAAGCCGCCAGGAUCAUCCAGAAGCUGCAAGAGCUCGAGGAGCGAGCCGUAGAGCUGGACAAGAUGCGUACUUCUACCAUCUCCAGCAUCAGCUAUAUCAAUGACAGGAACCGCAAGAAGAACGUUGAAGAAGCUGAGAAAGCAAUUAUGGAAGAAGUCAAGGCAAAUAAAGGGAAGAAAGUGGAUGACCCUUUCACACGACGAAGUACAAAGCCAACAAUGGUGUUUAAGGCUCCUGAAAUUCCUACAAAUCCUUCACCACCUAAACCGAAUGUUGCCUCAAAAGAAAACAUCGAAAGCUCAUUGAAAAUCUCAGCACCUGAACCCAACAGCAGGUUGGAGAACAGCAGACCCGGUCAGGAGCCCAAGGGUAAAACGGAGGAUCUCUUUUCAGCCCACGAUUUUGACAUCAAAAUUGACCUCGAAGUACCUUUACCAAACAACCCAGUCAGUAUAACUCCGAAACCUUCAAACGUCAUGAAAGACAGUGGGCCCCGGAGGUCACUAAACCUAGAAGAUUAUAAGAAGAAAAGAGGACUGAUUUGAGACAAGGCAAUGCAUAUUGUGUUACUUGUUUUUUCAUGAUCAUUUAACACUUUUUGACUUUGUUGUAACUACUUAAGAGAGCGUUGACCACAAAAUAAAUAUUUUUAAUACAGAGAAUUGUGAAUAAUUGUAGUGGUAGGUAAGUGAUAAGCUUAGCUUAUUUUUAUGUGAGUAGUGGGAGUGAGUAUUAUAGCGAUUAAUGUUUUUUACUUUUUACGUGUAAAUAGUUGUGUUGUAUAAAAAUCAGUCAAUAAAGUAGAAACGAAUUUUGUAGGUUAAAUUGCAAGGAUUGUUUGAACACUUUAGUAGAUCUAAAGUGUUCACUUUAAUUUUGUGUAAGUUUUCAUUCUCAAAAAAUAUUACUACACUAAUAGUGUGAUGAAAGUGUGUAUUUUUGAUCAAACACAUUUUUAGUGAAGAAUCCUUAAUGCUAGGUUACCUAAAGGUUGUGUCUUUGUCGAAACAAAAUAUAGAAGUCCUAUAUGUGAUUAUAGCAGAAUUAUAAUCAAGUUUUAAUGUGCCUGUCAGUUUCUUCUUAGCAAUAAAUGUAUUAUAUACAUUUAGGGGUUCAUCCCGUUUAUAUAGGGCUUUUUUACUUUAGUAAACUUAUCAAUAGUAAAAUUCAAUUAUAAAAUAGUAAAUUACUACCGGUUUUAUAGAAAUCAUUAUUGAUUGCAUAUGACAUUAGGAGUUGUUCUAUUUGUUAAGAUUUUGAACUUUUAUUAUUACUACACUAUACACAAAAAGUAUACAAAUAAUGUUUUAUGAAAUAUUUUUACAUGUAUCAUCUAUUGAUUGUUUUUCAUAACAAUACUUGUUCUAUUAUUGGAUUUUACUUUUAGCAUUAAUAAAAUUUGUAGUGGUACUUGUACAAAACGAAUACUGGUAUUAGGAUAAGUAUACUAGGGGCAUGAUUCUAAACUCAACAAAAUCAAACCGUUUGGAAUGAUUGGCAUUUUAGAUGUAUAUAAUUUUAGCACAAUAAGGUGACAUUAAAAAUACUCUAAUAUUUUAGUAAAAGUUACAUUAUUGAACACAUAUCUAGAUUCAAUAACAUAGAACAUACAGCUGAUAUAUUCCCACAACUCUUGGUUUAAAGAUCUUUUUACAAUGGCAUCUGCAAUGUCCAUGGACGUACCAAUUCACCACGUAGACGGAUUUGUAUUGGUCACACAUCCUUCUAGUUGGGUCGGCUUGAUCGCGCAUACUCUUCUACUUCAUAUAUAUAUACCAAACUGAUUGCUCCACAUCAGUGUGAAUACCCACACCUUCCUUUCAAAUACACAUUAAGGAAAUUUUUCACUCCCAUUUGUGAACAUUAUGUAUUGUAGUGUGAAAUGGCCUUAAAAAACACCCUAAGUCUCUCAAAAAAUUGUACCGUCUUUGAUUUGGUUUAUGUAAAUAUAAUAAUUAAUUAAAUACACAACAUCAAAAAAUCAUCACAGCACAAUGAAAAUCAAAUUAUAAAUGUGUAGUAUAAAGAGGAACACUUUGCACUUUAAUGGCCAACUAUGAUUUUGUUGUAAAAUAAGGCCAUCUCCAUAAGACAUUAUUAAGAGUAACACGCAAGAUUAUUUAUGCAAGCAUCAUCUUUUGCUAGUAGCUAAUGCUUCUGAUUACAAAACUUAGUCACUGGAAAUGGCUUAGUUAAUGCACCGUCAAAAGCGCGAUUUGGUAAAUGGCUGUAAAAUACAUCCUUUAAUUUACAUUUUGUUGUGUUUUAAAAUUUAUUGAUUGUAAAUAAUAAAGUAUUCCAGUUUCAAUAGUAUUAUUAUUAUACUUAUAACUAUAAAAAGUAAUUUUACAGGCAUAUUUUGGGUAAAUUUCCUCCAUAUAAUUAUGCCCCUAGUGUGACCAUAUAUUUAUUACAUUUGUUUGUGUAAGGCGUGUGUAGUAUUAUAUGUAUAUUGUUGUUUUGUGAUAUUAAUUUUGUAUUCUCGAUAAAUUAUUUAUUUGGUGAACUUCCCAUUGACUUAGAAUAAAUAAUACAGUGGUUCAACUUAUUGUUCCACACACACAUCGUAAUUACAUAAACAUAAUUUUUUUAAUAUAUAGAUAGUACUAUCAGUUAGAUAAAUUUAUGAUAAUGGUUAGUAAUAAUAACUGAGGCCUAGUUAUCAAUAAAAACAUAACAAACACUGUUUUCUUGGAAAUGGAGAUGUCCAUUUUAGUAUCCUGUUUCGGUUUUGUUUUUAUGUCCAUUUAUAAUUAAUUCUGUAAGUGGCAUUUGUAGUUGGCAAAACACUAUAGAAGAAUUGAAUACUUUUUGUACUCUGAAAAGUACAUAAUAUUAGGUUUUCUGUAGAUAGCAUAUACAUUUUAAUAUUAUUUCUUCCUUCUAAUGGAACUUCAAUGAUAUUUGUUUCCACAUUUUUAUAAAAAAAACGUGAGUGUGUAUUAAUUUAAUUAGCAAGGCAUAAUUUUUAUUUCAUUAACCUGCUGUUAUAUUGUACAUAUUACAAUGAGCAGUAACAUAGAGUAGGUUACAUUAUCUAUUUAUCUUAAGUCAAUGUUUGAACAUUACAUUAAUUAGAUCCAAUGAAUUUAAAAAAAGUCAUUUAUGUAUGUUAACAUGUCUACACUAGGUGGGUUCAAAUUUGUCAGAUACAACUGUAGUCAUGUAUUUUCUAAAUUUUGUGUUAGUAAAAACAAAUACAAUUUUUUACGACUCAUUUGACGAACAAAGAAUGGGUAAUUGAGUUAUAAAUUAUGGUAUUUUUUAUAUUGGAUAUUGGCAAAAUAUUGAAUUAAAUUAUUACUAAAGACCAAGUUACAGUUAACAAAUUCAGUCUGACCUUAGUCCUUAAAAAUAUUCUUUUUUCUAAAAAAGCAGUGGUAGUUUUUUGUAUUGUUACAAUAACCUAACAUUUAAAUACUUUUAAACUAUAAAAGUUUUGGUAUUUAAUAUGCACCCAUCUACAUGGAUGAAAUUUACUCAGACCAUUAGCCUUAUGGGUUCACAAACUAAUGGGUUCACCAGUUAUCAUUUAGGUUGUUACAUCUGGCAUUCCUGAGGGCUUCUUUGGGAACUAAGAAAUGAUUUCCUUGCAAGCAGCCUGCUUGCUCGUCCAUUUGUGGUGGUUCACAAAUCACCUUUAAAACUUUGGUGACCAUAUACAUAGUGCAUUCAAAGAGUUUUAGGUUAUUUCUAUAAUAAAUUUGACAGUAUUGAGUAAAGAAAAAAUUAAGUAUUCUAUAUACAUUUCUCCUCAUUAUACACUCAUUACAAUGAUCAUACUAACUCUGGAAGGCACUCUCAAACUCUUCUGAAGAGAUGUUGUUUUAAAUCGGUGUAACAUUUUUCGGAAUGUCUACCACAUUUUCAAAACGUUAUGAAGCAUGAAGUCUGCUGGGGCAAGGUCAGGAAAAUAAGGAUGUUCAAGGACUGCAAUGUUUUUCUUUGGCAAAAGUUACCUGACAAAUGCCUUGUGUGCUAGUGUUUUGUUAAGCAGCAGAAACCGGUCUCCAGCUUCCCAUAUUUCCCUCCAUAAUCAGUGAAUCUGAUCCAAUAGAUGCUGUAAUACGUCUUUGUAGAAUGCUCCUGCCAUUUGUCUGGUUAGGAGGCAGAAAUCUCUGGUAGACAAUUUCUCGGCAAUCAAAAAAUGUUAUCAACAUGAUUUUUACCUCUGAUUUCUCAGCACUCGCCUUUGAAGAGUGUCCCUCACCGGUUCGUACAUUCAGCUGCCUGUUGUUUAGUGAGAUGGAUCUGGAUCACACUGAAAACACCACAACUAACACCAGUAACAAUGUUUUUUUUAUAAAUAUUUUAACUUUAUUAAUUUUAGCUCAUCAUAAAUUAUAUACAGUAAUCCCAUGACUAAUAUCAGAAUGCCAGAUUCUUCAGUUUAACUGGACGUCAUGGCGAAUGCAUUCAUUGAAAGCUGCAUUCACUACCUACGCAUUUUAACUUAUUGGUUCCACCGACGGGGUGGACGAAUGGGACCUGCCCCUCUCCCCCCAAGAGCAUUUUAUUUCAAAAUAAUCGAUCGCAUAAUAGUCUAUUUUCAACCAAAAAUUACAUUAUUUUGUGUUGGAACUUUGAAAUCAAACAAAGUUUAAAGUUCAAACUUAUAACCCCUGGAUACACACCUUCUGAUACAGGUCUCCAUACCCUCAACUGGAUGGUAUUCCGGACGCCCCUCUCCCCCCCCCCCCCAGAGAAUAUUUCUUGGUACGGCACUGGGCUCUGAACAUGCAUUAGGCAGUCAGUUUACUGUCCUUGUAACCACAAACAAACAAUAGAUUGGUGGUAGUUCAAUGCACAAGUUUAUAUGAUUACUUUGUGGAUAUAGUAACAAUUUGUGUUCUUUCUACCCAUUUUUAUGUUGAAACCUUCAUUAAUUUCAUACCUAACAAAUACUCAAGGAUCUAUAUAUUAUCAGGAUAGUUUUAAAAGAAGGAUAUAAAUUAAGUCCCGAAUAUUGCAUGUAAUCUUAAAUCAUUUGUCAUAUACUAGUGUGCUGUAGAGGGAUUGGAUCAAUUAUUGUUAACAUAGAUUUAGAGUUUAUUAAUCUAACUUAUUGACUUGGAUCUGUAUUCUCAAUUGCAAUAAAUCAACAAUUGCAUUAACCCAUGAAGAUUUAUUUUUGAAACUAACAUUUUAUCUCUGUUUAAA
Molecule: messenger RNA, 6840 nt
Organism: Homalodisca vitripennis (glassy-winged sharpshooter)
Lineage: Eukaryota; Metazoa; Arthropoda; Insecta; Hemiptera; Cicadellidae
Gene: Rtf1
Product: RNA polymerase-associated protein RTF1 homolog
Exons: 13
Coding region: 78-2225 (715 amino acids)
Cellular component (GO): Cdc73/Paf1 complex
Molecular function (GO): RNA polymerase II C-terminal domain phosphoserine binding; DNA binding
Source: RefSeq, a predicted model, not a curated record